Diceros bicornis minor is the source of this 5901-nucleotide messenger RNA. It is a transcript of the gene USP42, whose product is annotated as ubiquitin specific peptidase 42. The coding region runs from base 94 to 4119 and encodes 1341 amino acids. Gene Ontology annotation, cellular component: nucleus; cytosol. NCBI's taxonomy places the organism in Eukaryota, Metazoa, Chordata, Mammalia, Perissodactyla, Rhinocerotidae. Gene Ontology annotation, molecular function: cysteine-type deubiquitinase activity; cysteine-type endopeptidase activity. The record is from RefSeq and is a predicted model, not a curated record. The transcript is spliced from 17 exons. Gene Ontology annotation, biological process: protein deubiquitination; regulation of apoptotic process.
AGCGCCGAGCCGGGUCAGAAAUGCUACAGGAAUGUGGGUUACAUUGUUUAUGAAGAAGCAGAGUGUAACAGUUUCUUUUUACAGAAUUGAACAAUGACCAUAGUUGACAAAGCUUCUGAAUCUUCAGACCCAUCAGCCUAUCAGAAUCAGCCUGGCAGUUCUGAGGCGGUCUCACCUGGAGACAUGGAUGCAGGUUCUGCCAGCUGGGGUGCUGUGUCUUCCUUAAAUGAUGUUUCAAAUCACACGCUUUCUUUAGGACCAGUACCUGGUGCUGUAGUUUAUUCAAGUUCAUCUGUACCUGAUAAAUCAAAACCUUCACCACAAAAGGACCAAGCCCUAGGUGAUGGCAUUGCUCCUCCUCAAAAAGUUCUUUUCCCAUCUGAGAAGAUUUGUCUUAAGUGGCAACAAACUCACAGAGUUGGAGCUGGGCUCCAGAAUUUGGGCAAUACCUGUUUUGCCAACGCAGCGUUGCAGUGUUUAACUUACACACCGCCUCUCGCCAAUUACAUGCUAUCACAUGAACACUCCAAGACAUGUCAUGCUGAAGGAUUUUGUAUGAUGUGUACAAUGCAGGCACAUAUUACCCAGGCACUCAGUAAUCCUGGGGAUGUUAUUAAACCAAUGUUUGUCAUUAAUGAGAUGCGGCGUAUAGCUAGGCACUUCCGCUUUGGAAACCAAGAAGAUGCCCAUGAAUUUCUUCAAUACACCGUUGAUGCUAUGCAAAAAGCAUGCUUGAACGGCAGCAAUAAAUUAGAUAGACACACCCAGGCGACCACACUCGUUUGUCAGAUAUUUGGAGGAUACCUGAGAUCUAGAGUCAAAUGUUUAAAUUGCAAAGGUGUCUCAGAUACUUUUGAUCCGUAUCUCGAUAUAACAUUGGAGAUAAAGGCUGCUCAGAGUGUUAACAAGGCAUUGGAGCAGUUUGUGAAGCCAGAACAGCUUGAUGGAGAAAACUCAUACAAGUGCAGCAAGUGUAAAAAGAUGGUUCCAGCUUCAAAGAGAUUCACUAUACAUAGAUCUUCUAAUGUUCUUACACUUUCUCUGAAACGUUUUGCAAAUUUUACUGGUGGAAAAAUUGCUAAGGAUGUGAAAUAUCCUGAGUAUCUUGAUAUUCGACCAUACAUGUCUCAACCAAAUGGAGAACCGAUUAUUUAUGUUUUGUAUGCAGUACUGGUACACACUGGUUUUAAUUGCCAUGCUGGCCAUUACUUCUGCUACAUAAAAGCUAGCAAUGGCCUCUGGUAUCAAAUGAAUGACUCCAUCGUAUCUACCAGUGAUAUUAGAUCGGUACUCAGUCAACAAGCUUAUGUUCUCUUUUAUAUCAGGUCCCAUGAUGUGAAAAAUGGAGGUGAACUUACCCAUUCCACCCACAGCCCCGGCCAGUCCUCUCCCCGACCAGUCAUCAGUCAGCGAGUUGUCAACAACAAACAGGCCACGUCAGGGUUUAUUGGACCACAGCUUCCUUCUCACAUGAUAAAGAACCCACCUCACUUAAAUGGGACUGGACCAUUGAAGGAAACACCGAGCAGUUCCAUGUCGAGUCCUAAUGGAAAUUCCAAUGUCAGCAGGGCUGGUCCUGUUAAUGCUUCGACUUCUGUUCAAAACUGGUCAGUUAACAGGUCCUCAGUUAUUCCAGAACAUCCCAAGAAACAAAAAAUCACGAUCAGUAUUCACAACAAGUUACCUGUUCGCCAAGGUCAGUCUCAGCCUAACCUUCACAGCAAUUCUUUGGAGAACCCAAACAAGCCUGUUCCCUCCUCUACCGUUACCAGUUCUUCCACAAUACAGUCUACCUCGAGUGCAUCUGCGGCGUCGGUUUCUAGUAAAGUAACAAAGCAGAUUACCCCGAGUGAGUCCUGUUCCAAGCCAGUGAUGAACGGCAAGUCCAAGCUGAACUCAAGUGUCCUGGUCCCCUAUGGCGCCGAGUCAUCUGAAGAGUCUGACGAGGAGGCCAAGGGCCUAGGCAAGGAGAAUGGUCUGGGUACGACCGAGAGCUUGCACUCUUCUGCUCAGGAUGCUGAAGAUGAGGAGGUCUCUCAGCACGAGCUUCGAGAACCUGUUACUCUAAAUGGUGCUAAUAGUACAGACAGCGACCUGAAAGAAAACGGUCUGUCAUUUGAUGGUGCCAGUUGCCAAGUCCAGCCCGCUCUACACUCGGAAAACCCCUUUUCUAUGGCAAAUGGUCUACUUGGAAAGUUGGUGCCUGCUGCUCUGCCACCUCUCCCAGAAGACAAAAUCUUAGAGACCUUCAAACUUAGCAACCAAGUGAAAGGCUCGACAGAUGAAACGAGUACAACCAGGAUGGAGGAGAGCCCUGCAGAGGGUCCUGAGGCAGACCCAGAGGCCGGCGGCCCCACUCCAGACGCCCGUGAGAAGCUGCAGACACUCACGAGUCUCAGCAGCAAGUUACAGAAGGCUCUGCUGCUCUCGGACUCCAGCGUCAAAGCUACCAAAGAAGAAGUCUUAGAGACCGUUUCAGCAAAGCCUGAGGAGUCUCUGCCCAAUGUCAAUGCUCUCUGUAACGCCAGCAGGAGUACCGUAGGGGACGAUCAACUUUCUAAACUAUGUGAGCCUGGGAAUUUGACAAACGAUCCGAGCAAACCAUCCCAGGCUGUAAAAGGGACGUCACUAGAGAGUCCCCGGGACUCGGCAACCGUGGAAACAGUGGGGAGGUUGAGCCCGAGUUCCCUAGCGCGUUCCGAGGGUGACCGUGAGCAUGAACUCGUAGUUUAUAGCAGUCGAGACAAGUGCAUGGACGUGGAGGACCCUUCCAAAAGCCCAGAGGUGUCUACAGAGGAGUUGCCCUCCCCUCAGUUAGACAAGAUCACAGAAAAUCAUUUGGAGGGGCGUCCUGAACAAAGUAACGGUGAGAGAUGUGAAGAAAAUAGGGUUGCACAAAAAGUUCAGGAUCAUUCUCCAGUUAAGGAAAAAAUCAGUGGCCUCAGAAAAGUUGAUCGAGGACAUUAUCGCAACCGCAGAGAUCGCUCCUCCAGUGGAGAGCGCGCGAGGGAAAAUAGGAGCAAGACCGAGGACCAUUAUCACAAAAGGCGGCACUGCUACGUGAGAGAGCGGGCCAAGCAGGACCGCCACAGGCCAGAACACUGCAAUGGGAGCCAGCACCACCCCUGUCACGGAGAGAGAGGCAGCCCCAGUGAGCGCCGCUCCCUAGGCAGGUACAGCCACCACCACUCUCGAAAUAGAGGCGGGUCAGACCAGGAAUGGAGCAGGUACCACCAUUCGGAAAGCGAACACUCCUGGGGCCGGGAGAAAUACUACCUAGAGAAGAUGAGAUGGGACAAAUGCAGGUAUUACCACGACAGGUACGCCCCCUAUCCAGCACGGGAGGUGUGGGAGUGGAAGCCUUUCCAUGGUGACCGAGAGUAUGACAAGGCAGGUCAGUACCCCAGCCGGCCGCACAGAGACUACUCUAAAAGCAGGAAGGGGUAUGAGUUGGUUGCUAGAGAGAAGGGCCGUCACCAUUUCAGCAACCUGCGAACAGGCCCACCCCACGCCCUUCCUCUGUACCCUGAGAAGUACGCCCAGGAGAAAGUUGCACUUGUAGCCGAAGACAACAGCUGUGACCUCGCUGAUCGGUUUCACGAACACGACGAUGUCAAGUCACGGAAACGGAGGUAUGAUAGUAUAGAAAAUCCUGACAGUCACGUAGGAAAGAAAGCCUGGAGAAGCUUACCACAGGAUCCUUUAGGAGAGCCUAAAGUGAAGAAGCACAAAAAAUCAAAGAAGAAAAAGAAAUCCAAAGACAAACACCGAGAUCGAGAUUCCAGGCAUCAGCAGGAUUCAGAUCUUUCAGUAGCAUACUCUGAUGCUGACCUCCACAGACACAAAAAAAAGAAGAAGAAAAAGAAGAGACACUCAAGGAAAUCAGAGGACUUUGUUAAAGAUUCAGAACUACACUUACGGAAGGCCGCCAGCUAUGAGACUGUUGACCAUUUCCGGAGAACUGACAGUGGCUUUCUCCUCACCGAUGGCCUGCCUCUGGAAGGUGUUGGACCUUUCCGUGAGAAAACAAAACACUUCAGGAUGGAAAGCAGGGAUGACAGGUGUCAUCUGUCUGAGUGUGGCCAGGGUAAGAGGAGAUACUCGGAAUUAAGAACAUAGGAACUGUUUUUGUUGGAAGAGGGGAUUAACACAGGGGAAGAAAAGCUCCGAUGGUGUGAAAGGGUGCCCGUCCCUGCGAGCCCCGGCACUCUGCUCCCUCGGCCUCGACUCCUGGACGGAGACGUGCCUCAGCUGCGUGGUCUGGAUGUUUAGCACUGAUCCCUUAGCAUUUACUGAAAACCCGAGUCACACGGAACUGGGCCCAGCAGAACCUCUGUCAUCAGCCCUCUGGAACUUAUGGCUCUGGGUAUCUGAGUAUUUGUCUCAUGAAGGACCAGAACUUUGGUUUUUAAGCCAUUUCUGAUAGAAGUAUUUUUGCAGUAUAUUCUCUCUCUCCUAAAUCCUUAAACCUAGCAUUCUGAGUAUAACCGGAAACUCGGUGUGAUGACUUCGGUCAUCGGCACAGCAGCCGGCGGCCCCUGGCCGAGCGAUGCCUCUGCGGCAUCUGUGCUGGGGGCUUUGGCUCCUGAGGAGUCGGCCUCUGCCGGCUGGGCUGGCUUGGAUUCCUGGCUGCUUUGCACAACUCCAUCUUCCCUUGUAAUUUCGUAGCCCUUUCUACUCUCCGACUGCCCUUAAAGCAGCUCCUCUCCUCUCUUACUUGCUUCAGUGGCCUUUGGCUCUGGAGGGCAGUGCUGCGCUUGUUGGACGUGGGUGUAGUGUAGGAGCCAGGGACUGAGAGCAGGGGUUGGCAAACUGCAGCCUGUCUGUGUGCGGCCUGCCAGUUAAGAAUGGCUUUAACAUUUUUAAGUGGUUCGAAAAGUCCAAAGAACAUCAUUUCGUUUCACAUGAAAAUUACGUGAAGUUGAAAUUUCAGUGUCUAGAGUUACACUGGAGCCCAGCCCAGCUUACUCGUUUACACAGCGUCUCACAGCUUUGGUGCACACAGCAGAGCGAGUCAUUGCGAGGAGACCGAAUGGCCCGAAAAGCUGAAAAUGUUUGUCAUCUGGGCUUUCGUGGAGAAAGUUUGCCGACCCCUGCCCUAGACACCUGAGGUGCCAUGUCGUGACUGACAUGUCACCUUGGUUGCACAGAGGCCUUUUGGUUCUCAACUGUGUCUUGGGUUUGGGUGAGAUGUCGUGUGUUAUGGGGGCAGGCCCUUCCCCUCCGGUGGCCCACAGUCAGUGUGUGAUUGUUGACUGAGGAGGGACAGAUGGCCCCACAGAGAGUUGGCGUUAGGGGAGAACCAGGUAACAUGAGGGAUAGAAUGUUCCCCCGGAGGGGAAGCGCUGUGGGCACUCGGUGUGGCAGGGAGCAGAUGAGGAGAACUGCCACCGCCAGCAAAAGGUGAAGCUGCAGUGGUAUUUGCUCUGUGUGUUUUUAAAGAAAUCAGUAUAUGCAUUUUCAGGUUGGCUUCCCAUGAACAUUUCAGCAGUUUGGAGAAGGGGUUUUGGUAAGGAUUGAGUCCUUCUGACCUCUGCUUGGUGCUUGGGCUGAAGUAGUGAGAGGGGCUGUUGUGCAUACUGGGCAGGGCCCCAGGGGAUUCUACAUGUUGCCAGAAUCUUCCUUCCCCUUCAGGCUGCAGGUCUCUCUCAUAAGGAGCACAGCCAGAGGCCACCCGUGCAAGUGGGUGGCAGCCCACCCAAAGAGAUGGCUCUGGGGGGAAAGUAGGUUGAGUGCGAACCUCGGUAGGCGGCAUUUGGUGGCCCAGGCACGUGUUUCCAGGGACUCAGUCAGGCUUUGUGUGGAGCAGUGGCCCUGUGUUCCUGUUCUUGAUCCAAGUGCACCCCAUGACGGGUGUGCAGCCAGCACUUCUGCUGUGAGCGGGCUGAGGAGCCCACGUGC